Molecule: messenger RNA, 2087 nt
Organism: Lucilia sericata (common green bottle fly)
Lineage: Eukaryota; Metazoa; Arthropoda; Insecta; Diptera; Calliphoridae
Gene: Usp30
Product: ubiquitin carboxyl-terminal hydrolase 30 homolog
Exons: 6
Coding region: 145-1680 (511 amino acids)
Biological process (GO): protein deubiquitination
Cellular component (GO): cytosol; nucleus
Molecular function (GO): cysteine-type deubiquitinase activity; cysteine-type endopeptidase activity
Source: RefSeq, a predicted model, not a curated record
ACAGCUGUAGUAUGUGGUAUCGAUAUUUAUUUUUUCAUCAUUAUUCCCUGUUUUUCCGAGUGCUAUUGUUAAUGAAAAUGUAAAAAAGAUUUAAUGUUAUAUUCCUUAAAACUGUGUAAAUCUUAAAAAAAAUAUAUUUAAAUUAUGGAAAGUGAAAAAAUGUUAAUGGCAGCUGGUGUAACAGUUGCAGCAGUUGUAGGGGCUUUUGUAUUUUGGGGACCUUCUGGUAAUUCACGGUUACGCCAACGUCGUGGUCAAAUAGCUGGUCUUCAUAAUUUUGGUCAGACAUGUUUUCUUAAUACGCUGCUGCAGGCGUUAGCAGCAUGUCCGCAGUUUAUUGCAUGGCUGCAAUUGUAUAACAAUGCGACCCCAGAUCGGAAAAGUUUAAUAAGUUCUUUGCUCAGUACGUUGGAGGUAAUAAACGGUACCCAUACCAGUUUAAGGGGCGAUCCGUAUUCACCGGGUGCAGUACUGCGAGCAUUAAACGCAUUGGGUUGGGUCAUACCACAGGAAGAACAUGACGCUCAUGAAUUGUUUCAUGUAAUGCUUUCGACAUUAGAGGAGGAAGCACAUCGUCCUAAACAAGUGGGUUCUUUAUCGGAUGCUUUGCCAUUGGAUAAUGGCGUUGGUGAACAACCCAAUCGACCUUCUAGUGCCAUGAUGAGUGACUUUCUGAAUGCUGAUUAUGACGAGGCCACUGGUUUAUCACGCAUGGUUCGUUCUGAGGCCCAUACCCCAGAUUCGCCUGCCUCGAUAUGUGAUCGAGACUUACAUGCCGACCAUUUGCAAUCUUCAUCACCUCCUGAAGCAAUGGAAUUAGAUGGAAUGGUUUCUCCUGUUUUGGGUGGUCGUCCCAGUCGUUCGAGAGAAGCUCUAAAUAAAAGGUCUUCAGGAUCAUGUCGUUCCCUAGAACGUUUAACUCGAGGGCCUGGAAAGGUUUCGAUUUGGUCAGAGCAAAUGCCCACACAAGUACCACAUCCUUUUCAAGGUGCUAUGGGGACACAAAUUGUUUGCAAUGGAUGUGGAUUUAAGUCCACCGUUCGCUAUGAUAAAUUUGAUAGCAUUACACUAAAUUUACCACUUCAACGUCGCAGUGGUCUUAGUUUGGGUCAUUUGUUAAGUGACUACAUUACAUCCGAAGAUGUCACAGGAGUUAAGUGUGAAUCAUGCAAUGAAACCACCACUCACACUAAAUCCUUAACGUUUGCCAAAUUACCAGCAUGUCUUUGCAUACACAUUGCACGUACGGUAUGGUUGCCCACAGGCCAAGUUUGCAAACGUCAAGAUUAUGUUCAUUUUCCCGAAAGCCUUUCAAUGGCGCCAUAUAGUUUUGUACAGCCUCAUUUAAAUAGUCAGGCUGGCACACCUUGGGGUUCUACAAUGUCAUUGUUUUCAUCUAGUCUGCCCAUGAAUAAUAUGGGUGUCGGUGGUGAGUCUUACGGUGCGGGUUUUGGUACAAUGUUUCCCCGUAAUCUCUAUCGUUUAUUGGCUGUUGUUGUACAUUCUGGCGAAGCAAAUUCUGGCCAUUUUGUUACUUAUAGAAGAGGAGCUUUGCGCAAUGCACAUCGAUGGUUCUAUACAUCUGAUACGAUAGUUCGUGAAGUUACAAUUGAUGAAGUUUUGAGCGUACCCGCUUAUUUAAUAUUCUACGAUCGUAGCCCUCAAAGGCCUUUGCGUUAAAUUCCCCUUUGUUUUCUAGGAUCUCUUUAAAGGAAAGACAAACGUGUCUGAUAAUUUUUUAAGAUAUUAUGUAUAUUAUACUACUACCUAAAAGCUUACAAGGAUCAAAUGUAUUUUGGUGUUAAAACAAGCUAACAAAAUUAAAAGCAAGAUGCGGAACACCAAAAUCUUUAACAAACAAAACCAAUAAGAAAAUGCAUUUUCAAUUUUUUUGUAUGGUGUUACAAACAAAUAAAAUACAAUUAGAAAAAGAUCUACCCGCAUAAUAAAACUACAUACUCGUUAUUAUUAAGCGUAGUGAUCCAUUAUUAUUACUAUAAAAUAUUUAUAUGUAUGUUUUUCUUUUUCGAUAUUAUUACAAUUUCUCAGCAAAAUAAAAAGUACGUUUAAAAUAUGUAUAAACCGAA